Molecule: messenger RNA, 1976 nt
Organism: Gavialis gangeticus (Gharial)
Lineage: Eukaryota; Metazoa; Chordata; Crocodylia; Gavialidae
Gene: NFIC
Product: nuclear factor I C
Exons: 10
Coding region: 259-1893 (544 amino acids)
Biological process (GO): regulation of transcription by RNA polymerase II
Cellular component (GO): nucleus
Molecular function (GO): DNA-binding transcription factor activity, RNA polymerase II-specific; RNA polymerase II cis-regulatory region sequence-specific DNA binding
Source: RefSeq, a predicted model, not a curated record
AGUCCUAGGAUUAUUUCAGCGCCAUGGUGCAUUAGUUUAUACUGCUUAAGGCCCCCGUCCCCUCCCCGCUGUGUUGCUAUUUCAACACUUCCGCUCUGUUUUGGGGCUUUUUUCCUCCAUUUCUGUUGGGGGGGGGGUGCAUUUUUUGUGCUCCAGGAUGCUGACUGAAGCCGGCCGAUCUAUGGUGGCUGCGAGGCGCUGGAGUGCUGGGUGCCCUUCGGAGUAGCCUGUGUCUGGUCCUGUCUCCAGCGAAGCAGCAUGGAGGUCACUGGCACACCCAUGGCUGGAAAAGCUGCAGAGAGCUCCGUGAAAUGGCAACUGUGCUACGACAUGACAGCCAAGACCUGGUGGAUGGAUGAAUUCCACCCGUUCAUCGAGGCGCUGCUCCCCCAUGUCCGGGCCUUUGCCUACACGUGGUUCAACCUGCAGGCCCGCAAGCGCAAGUACUUCAAGAAGCACGAGAAGAGGAUGACAAAGGAUGAGGAGAGGGCAGUGAAGGACGAGCUGCUCAAUGAGAAGCCCGAGGUCAAGCAGAAGUGGGCAUCCCGGCUGCUGGCCAAGCUACGCAAGGACAUCCGGCCCGAGUGUCGCGAGGACUUUGUGCUCUCCAUCACGGGCAAGAAGCCCUCCUGCUGUGUCCUCUCCAACCCCGAUCAGAAGGGCAAGAUGCGCCGCAUCGACUGCCUGCGCCAGGCAGACAAGGUGUGGCGCCUGGAUCUGGUCAUGGUCAUCCUUUUCAAAGGGAUCCCUCUGGAGAGCACGGAUGGGGAGCGCCUGGUCAAGUCCACACAGUGCACCAACCCCAUCCUGUGCGUCCAGCCCCACCACAUCAGCGUCUCUGUCAAGGAGCUCGACCUCUACUUGGCGUACUUUGUCCGCGAGAGAGAUUCAGAGCAAAGCAGCAGCCCGAGGACAGGGAUCGGCUCAGAUCAGGAGGACAGUAAACCGAUCACAUUGGAUUCAACAGACUUCCAGGAAAGCUUCGUCACUUCGGGAGUGUUCAGCGUCACGGAGCUCAUCCAAGUCUCCCGAACACCGGUGGUGACGGGUACAGGGCCAAACUUCUCUCUGGGAGAGUUGCAAGGUCAUCUGGCCUAUGACCUGAACCCCUCGAGCACCGGGAUGAGGAGGACGCUCCCAAGCACCUCCUCCAGUGGGAGUAAACGGCACAAAUCUGGCUCCAUGGAGGACGACAUAGACACGAGCCCGGGGGGAGAGUACUACACCUCACCCAACUCGCCCACGAGUAGCAGCCGCAACUGGACAGAAGACAUGGAAGGGGGCAUCUCCCCCACCGUAAAAAAGACAGAGAUUGACAAGUCACCUUUCAACAGCCCGUCGCCCCAGGACUCCUCCCCGAGGCUGAGCAGUUUCACGCAGCACCACCGUCCAGUCAUCGCCGUGCACAGUGGUAUCGCUCGAAGCCCACACCCUUCAUCUACUCUGCAUUUCCCCACCACCUCGAUUCUCCCCCAGACAGCCUCCACCUACUUCCCCCACACCGCCAUACGGUACCCGCCUCAUCUCAACCCGCAGGACCCUCUGAAAGAUCUCGUCUCCUUGGCCUGCGACCCGUCCAAUCAGCAGCCUGGACCGUUAAAUGGAAGUGGUCAAGUGAAAGUGCCCAGCCACUACAUUUCCACCCAGAUGCUGGCGCCGCCACCUCCCCCUGGCAUGCCCCGGUUGGCAAUCUCUCCUGACACCAAAUCCACCACGACAACUUCCGAGGGCGGGACGACCUCACCGACAUCACCCAUCCUGGUACCUAGGAUAACUGCAGCUGCCCCCUCCUUCGCCUCCCUCCUCCUCUGCUUUAGGCAUCCCGAGAGGAAAACAUACCACAGGACCAGGCCCAGCCUUUCGGUGACGACGGAGAGAGCGAAUUCACAAUGAUGACGACGACAAACACACAACAUGUGACAAGAAAGGAAGGAAGGAAGGAAGGAAGAACGAAGGGAAAGAAAGAGAGAGAGAGA